UGGUGUAAUUUCACAGCCGUCCUGCUGGGGGGCAGAGGUGAGCUCUUCGUGCCCAUUCUCUACCGAGAACUCACGAGACAAGUCAAAAACAGCGCAUGCGUCUACCUCUGGUUUGUUCGACCUCUACAACAGACCGACAUUUGCCUGCUGCUCCGCCUGAUCCGACCCAGACGACCCAUCGCGAUGUACGCCUGUGCUAAGUUCGUCUCCACGCCCUCUCUGGUCCGUGCUGGAUCCCGGGUAAUUUACAGACCACUCUCUGCAGCAGUCGUCUCAGACAGCAGGAAAGCAGAGACCGCUUCACUGCUGGCACCUACUGCAGCCGCCCAGCAGCUGGUGGCGCUGCGGGGGUUCCAGACCAGCGCCGUGAGCCGCGAUGUUGACACAGCCGCAAAGUUCAUUGGAGCAGGAGCUGCCACCGUCGGCGUGGCUGGGUCUGGAGCCGGUAUAGGAACCGUGUUCGGCAGUCUUAUUAUUGGAUAUGCCAGGAACCCGUCUCUGAAGCAGCAGCUGUUCUCUUAUGCCAUCUUGGGCUUUGCCCUGUCUGAAGCUAUGGGUCUCUUCUGUCUGAUGGUUGCAUUCCUCAUUCUUUUUGCCAUGUAAACGCCUUGGCCCUUACUGUACAAGGACACAUCAUGUUAACAAGAGUAAGCAGUUGGAAAAGAAGGAUGAUUUCAGCUCAUUGUGUUUAAAUCUUAUCAGUGUUUCUUGGAAGAUAGUUAAUCUGAUGUUGGGGACCUCUGCUAAACUCAUGAUGGGUCUGAACUACUGUGUAUUGAAGGGUUUAACAAUCUUGCAGCCUGUAAUGGAAGUAAAACACUUAAUUCUU
Messenger RNA from Fundulus heteroclitus (mummichog), 829 nucleotides. RefSeq names its product ATP synthase F(0) complex subunit C3, mitochondrial. The transcript has 5 exons. NCBI's taxonomy places the organism in Eukaryota, Metazoa, Chordata, Actinopteri, Cyprinodontiformes, Fundulidae. The record is from RefSeq and is a predicted model, not a curated record. Gene Ontology annotation, biological process: proton transmembrane transport; proton motive force-driven ATP synthesis. Gene Ontology annotation, molecular function: proton transmembrane transporter activity. Bases 184 to 603 code for a protein of 139 amino acids.